This is a messenger RNA of Amphimedon queenslandica, 2900 nucleotides long. RefSeq lists its product as uncharacterized. Gene Ontology annotation, molecular function: protein binding. Lineage: Eukaryota; Metazoa; Porifera; Demospongiae; Haplosclerida; Niphatidae. The record is from RefSeq and is a predicted model, not a curated record. The transcript is spliced from 8 exons. The coding region runs from base 1325 to 2788 and encodes 487 amino acids.
ACUAUGCUACUCCAGAUUAAUGUUGACCUUUCCUGAAACUGUUGGACAACAAUAAAUUAAUGGAGCAAAACAUGAUAUAUUCAUGUAACCUGAUAGCUUGUGCUUGAUUUGAGCAGCGUUUUAAUGUUUUUUGGAGAAAUUUUUUUAGAAUGGCAUUUUAAUUAUGAAUAAUGGUUACAGUGAUAAUCAUGUGAUGUUUGCACACAUGUUUUGCCUUGCUGUCAUCAGUUGCCAAGAAGGAUAGGCUGAGCUUACUAUGAAAAUACCAAUAUUUGUUAUUGUAGCUUUUAGUAUAGCUAUAACUCUGAGUGGGAACUUGGCAGUUGAUGGAAGUGGCCCUAUCACUUGGAAAGAUUGCUCAAAUAAUGUCAGUGUCAUGAAGAUUAAAAACAUUACCUUUGAUCCACCUGGUGACGUCUACCCUGGACAAGGGUUUUCCCUUAAAGCCACCUUUAAACUAAAGAAGGAAAUCACUGAGGGGAAGGUGAACGUAGAUGUACAGUAUGGUGUUUUACAUUAUGCUACUGGUGUGUAUGACUUGUGUGAUAAAUUCAAAGAAGCAGGUUUGACAUGUCCGGUAUCAAAAGGUUUGAAGAAUGGUGUCUUUCAAGGAAGAGUACCAUUUCCAAAUGGAUAUUUCAAGUUUACUAUUAAUGCUACAACAUCUGCUGGUGACAAAAUUUCAUGCUUUACUUUUGAACUUAAUGACAAUAUAUGAAAAAAUUUUGUGAUUUAAUGAAUAUUGUCUAUCAUGUGAUAAAAUUUGUAUUAUCAGCAACAGUGGCUAUAAUAACAAUAUGAGGCCUUGGAUUCUGGUACUUUACUGUCCAGUAUUAAUUAUUGUGAUACUGACUGAUUGUGUGGCUCUUGGAAGUGGACCUAUCACUUGGAAAGACUGCACAAAUGAUACCAGUGUAAUGAAGAUUGAGGACAUUACUUUUAAUCCACCUGGUGAUGUGGGCCCUGGUGAAGGGUUUUCUCUUAAAGCUUCUUUCUGGCUAAAUGAAGAAAUCUCUGAUGGAAAAGUAAACGUAGACAUACAGUAUGGUGUAUUGCACUCGUUUUCUGCCUCUUAUGAUGUGUGUGACAAAUUCAAAGAAGCAGGUUUAACAUGUCCAGUAUCAAGAGGUAUGAAUAGUGGUGUCUUUCAAGGAAGAGUACCAUUUCCACAUGGAUAUUUCAAGUUUACUAUUAAUGCUACAACUUCUGCUGGAAAAGAAAUUUCAUGCUUUACUUUUGAACUUAAUGACAAUAUCUGAUAGAUAUCUUUAUACCCUAGCUGCCCCCAUUGUAACCUCAUAGGCUCUAUAUAUUAACUAAAAACAUGAUUUUAUCAAUGAAUAAUACAUAUUAUAAGGUGUGUCAUCACCCUAAGUAUAUAGAUAUGUUAAAUCCCACUCCAAAUCUCAGUUUUAUUGUCUUUUUCCUUCCAUUAUUCUUUGCAUGUUCAUAUGCCAGUUGGACACAGCAAUAUGGUGACUCGUCUUCCACUAACUACAUAAGCUCCAGCAACCACACUAUUGCCUGGAACUACACUGCACUUGGUGAUGAAGACUCUGCAUCCUUCUUUUAUGGCUCACCUUCCAUGUCAGAGGAUGGCGUGGUCUUUAUCCCAUUUCUAGAAAUACCGCAAUACUGGUUACAGGUAAGGGCCAUUGCCCCGGGCGGUAAGGAGAUAUGGAUGGCUAACUGGAUAGGAGAGGAUGAAUCAUGCAGCGUUGUUGAUCUCUCAAACACUCUCUACAGCUCAGAACACAAACUGGUCAUUGUCUCAUGGCACUGUACUGCUGGAGGGGCUUAUCAUGAAAAGGCUGGGGAGGUUGUUGCAUUGAAUGCUACCAAUGGAUCACUGGUGUGGCGCUCGCAAAAACUAAAGCUUCUCGACUCGGCAUCAAUUUCAAUGAGUAAAAAGAUGGUCUAUGUCGUAAGUGGGUAUGAUUGCGGGAGAGAUAAUCCAGUUCAAUCGCUAGAUGAUCAGCAAGCAAAACAAAGGCCUCAUAAAAAUGAUAGCAUAAUUGCUGCUAUUGAUAUUUCAACAGGAAAGCUCAAAUGGACACAAUCCCUUGAGCAUAGUGGCUGCGAUGGCCAAUUGAAAAUUUCUUAUUUGCCGAAUGAUUCAGUUUUGCUACUCAUUCCUUACAAUCUUCCAUACGGUCCAUACCUAGCUGGUAGUUUACUAGGAGUCAGUUGUCUUGAAGAUGAAGGGUCAGUCAACUGCUCAUCAAUUUGGCAAGAAAAUCUUCGCUUGUCAUACGAAGCCAAAUUUGCUUUCACGGUCAAUGGGAGCUUUGCCUAUGGUAGCUAUGGGUUCGCUGGUAAUCCUGACUUGAUAUUUGGGUUGAAUACGAAGACUGGGAAAUUGGAGUUUAGCAAUCAUGGCUAUUGUGAUGAAGGAGCAUAUCCCAGCGGACCAUCAGUUGAUGCAUCUGGUAUUGCUUAUUACAACUGUGGAAAUCGUGUCUUUUCAGUCAAUACAAAGGGCAAGUUAAUCUGGAAAAGUAAACAACUUAGUGAGAAGGGGUACACUUUUGAAACUCUCUUCAAGCAAAGCCCUUCUCUCCAUAUCGAUGAGAACUUGGUUGUAUCUUCAGACUCUGAUGGAGAGUUCAUCUAUAUAUUGUCAAUGAAAGAUGGUAGCUUGAAGAGCUCCUUUAAUACUACUCUCUUGCUUAGUAACAGUGUCAUUACAGAGCCUCCAAUACUUUAUGGUGACAACGUUUGCAUUAUCAAAGCUACAAAAUAUGUUGACUAUUUUCUUUUUAGCUUACCUUUAAUUUCUGAAGAUUGAAAAAUAAAAUAGUUUGCUGCCCAGUAAUUUUUAUAUCUGAUUGCUACGGUUAUAUUGUGAAUCUAUCUAUUUGAAAAUUAAUUUAUGCCGAUACGGCUCAAAAUUGAUAUGC